UUAAAUAGUGAAAGCGUUUUUUUUUGUAUCCAAAUUCUUUGUGAUGUCGUAAAACAAUUUUAUAAAUUUUGUUGUGAUAUAAACGUUUACAAUUUUUAUAUUCUCUCUUAGAUGAGCAGUGAGCAAAAAAUAUAUAACAAUUAUCAUUGGAACAGUUUGACAGGAGUGCUGAACAUUGUGCCUUUUGUAUACGUGAGAUGUCCAAUGCAUCCUAAAAGGGUUAGGAUAAAGUCGUUAGAGCUCCAUGGCUGAGCGUCUCAGCCCGCGAAGCUCCGAGGUCAACGCCUUGGAACAACGAGGCUACCUAAUCGGCAAGAAGAUAGGACAAGGAUCGUAUGCUACUGUUCACUUAGCUGAGUACUGUGAUGCUUCGAGCCCGAAACGUAUGCACUUGGCGUGCAAGAUAUUCGACAAGGAAAAAGCGCCCAGAGAUUUCUUGGAAAAGUUUUUCCCCCGAGAACUGGAUAUAUUAACUAAAAUUGAAAAUCCCCAUAUAAUUCAAGUGCAUAGUAUCUUGCAAAGAGGGCCGAGGGUCUUCAUAUUCAUGAGAUAUGCGGACAAUGGCGAUUUACUAGAUUUUAUCAAACGCAAUGGCGUCGUCCCAGAAAAUCAAGCUAAACUCUGGUUCAGACAGAUGGCGAGUGGCCUUCAAUACCUUCACAGUAAGAACAUUGCACAUCGGGACCUGAAGUGUGAGAAUAUUUUAUUGUCCAGGCGUUUUAAUGUUAAGCUAGCCGAUUUCGGCUUCGCAAGAUUCUGCACGGACGGUGACAACAGGCGUGUCCUCAGCCAGACGUACUGCGGCUCCGCAGCGUAUGCGGCUCCCGAAGUGGUCAGCGGUACACCGUACAAUCCUAAGUUGGCCGAUGUUUGGUCUCUCGGAAUAAUUUUAUUUAUCAUGUUAAACGCUUCCAUGCCGUUCGACGAUUCCAACCUGCGUAAGUUGCUGAAAGACCAGAUGUCGCGUAACUGGGUGUUUCGCUCCAGAAUCAGAGACUCUGUAUCCGCUGCAGCGAAGUCGAUCGUGCGCCAUAUCUUGGAACCGGAUAUCACUCUACGUCUGACUUUGGACCGCGUCCUAUCGCACGAGUGGACUCGACCGCGCAAAGACAAGAGCGCUAGCCUAAUGGGGCGCCUCGUGCAGUCGGCCCCUUCGGCCCCACAUUCGGGCAAGCACGAGGAGGCGGGCACCUCAGCCGGCCUCCGCGUCUCGGGCGACCAUCGCGACACCGAGCGCGAGAGGCACGACGACAUCAACUCUCGCACCCACGCCUGACCACGUCAGAUGACGUGGCAUUAAAAUUAAAUAUUGAUACAAUCUUACAGAUUAGAGACAGUUUAGGCCGUACAUGAAUUUCAAAUUUGCUUUUUUACAUUACUUUUACUUUUUUAAAUAUUUUUACACUUGACGUCACAACGUUUUAGUCGUCAAUAGUGAAAAUAAAAUUUCUAAUAAAACGA
Molecule: messenger RNA, 1461 nt
Organism: Pieris rapae (cabbage white)
Lineage: Eukaryota; Metazoa; Arthropoda; Insecta; Lepidoptera; Pieridae
Gene: Tssk
Product: testis-specific serine/threonine-protein kinase 2
Exons: 1
Coding region: 245-1276 (343 amino acids)
Biological process (GO): intracellular signal transduction; microtubule cytoskeleton organization; protein phosphorylation
Cellular component (GO): cytoplasm
Molecular function (GO): ATP binding; tau-protein kinase activity; protein serine/threonine kinase activity
Source: RefSeq, a predicted model, not a curated record